Messenger RNA from Crotalus tigris (Tiger rattlesnake), 2902 nucleotides. RefSeq names its product potassium inwardly rectifying channel subfamily J member 5 (gene KCNJ5). The transcript is spliced from 4 exons. Gene Ontology annotation, biological process: potassium ion import across plasma membrane; regulation of monoatomic ion transmembrane transport. Lineage: Eukaryota; Metazoa; Chordata; Lepidosauria; Squamata; Viperidae. Gene Ontology annotation, cellular component: plasma membrane. The record is from RefSeq and is a predicted model, not a curated record. Gene Ontology annotation, molecular function: G-protein activated inward rectifier potassium channel activity. The coding region runs from base 663 to 2099 and encodes 478 amino acids.
ACUUGUCCGAAAUGGUGUAGGGUUUCCUGCCCAAGCAGGGGGUUGAACUAGAUGACCUCCAAGGUCCCUUCCAACUUUACUACUAUUACUAUUACUAAUCUAAAUUUGACUCAAUCCAAACUAAAUCUCAUAAAUGCACUACUGCUGGUAUGACUAUUCUGCAUGUAUUUAAUUACUUCCUGUCUUAAACUGCAUUAACAUUUACAAUUCGGCAGCAAGUUUUGGAUGGUCGUGAAGUAUGCAGAGAAUAAUCCUCCCAACUCUAUUUUGUCUGCUUAUUAUCACUGGCAUCGCCUUUUCGCCACAGUUGGUGGUCUAAAUGCUGGAACUUUCUCUGCAGCCACAUAGAGGGACCAGUAAGCAGUUCCAUCUGGAUUUAGCUCAUUCACCUUGAGCAAAAUGUUGGGCCUUUUUUGAGGUCAUUCCUAACCAGCCCUCUUUGGAAUGCAAGUAAAGCUUUCUGAUAGGAGGAAGGCUGAUAAAAAGCCUCUUUGUGUACUUGAUAAGAGGGAAAAGAUUAGCCUUCCCAAACUCCAUUUUCAGCUACAGCCAAUUUUGCAGUCCAUCCAAAGGAACAAGCGGCUUCAUCCAUAAUAGUGACAUAAUUAUUCUAUUAUUCUAUUCUGUUUUUACAAAGCCGCUGAAAGGAGGCUAAAGGAGGAAUGAUCGCAUUCAGUCCACUUAGAACGUCAAUGACUCGGAGAAGCUUCGCAUUCAGGAGUUUAAGAGUCCAAGCCAAUAUCCUGUCUUGUAUCACACUUCCUCUCAUACUGAGCCCAACUAUGGCUGGAGAUUCAAGAAUCUUCAUGAAUCAAGAUAUGGAGAUUGGUGUCACCCCCAGAGAACAAAAGAAGAUUCCCAAACAAGCCCGGGAUGAUGUCCCCAUUGCCACAGACCGAACACGUCUUUUGGUCGCUGAAAACAAGAAACCCCGCCAGAGAUACAUGGAAAAAUCGGGCAAGUGCAACGUUCAUCAUGGAAACGUCCACGAAACCUACCGAUAUCUCAGUGAUCUUUUCACCACUUUGGUGGAUCUCAAGUGGCGCUAUAACCUGCUUGUGUUUACCCUGGUUUACACCAUCACUUGGUUGUUUUUUGGUUUCAUUUGGUGGCUCAUUGCCUAUAUCCGGGGAGAUUUGGACCAUGCGGAAGAUGAAGAUUGGAUCCCUUGUGUGGACAACGUCAGUGGGUUUGUCUCCGCCUUUCUGUUUUCCAUUGAGACCGAGACCACCAUUGGUUAUGGCCAUAGGGUGAUCACGGAAAAAUGUCCUGAGGGCAUCAUACUGCUUUUGGUCCAAGCCAUCCUGGGCUCCAUAGUCAAUGCUUUCAUGGUGGGAUGCAUGUUUGUGAAGAUCAGCCAACCAAAGAAGAGGGCAGAGACCCUCAUGUUCUCUAACAACGCUGUGAUUUCAAUGCGGGAUGAGAAAUUGUGUUUCAUGUUCCGGGUUGGAGAUCUAAGGAAUUCCCACAUUGUAGAGGCAUCUAUUCGAGUCAAGCUGAUUAAAUCCAAACAGACCAAAGAAGGGGAAUUCAUCCCCUUGAACCAAACGGAUAUCAACGUGGGAUUUGACACAGGGGAUGACAGGCUGUUUCUGGUAUCCCCACUCAUCAUUUCACAUGAAAUCAAUGAGAAGAGCCCCUUCUGGAAGAUGUCACGUACCCAGCUGGAGAAGGAAGAGUUUGAAAUUAUUGUCAUUUUAGAAGGAAUGGUGGAAGCAACAGGGAUGACUUGCCAGGCUCGGAGCUCCUACAUGGACACCGAAGUGCUUUGGGGGCACCGUUUCACCCCUGUCCUUACCCUAGAGAAGGACUUUUAUGAGGUUGACUACAACAGUUUCCAUAGUACGUAUGAAACCAAUACACCUUCUUGCUGUGCCAAAGAACUGGCUGAGAGUUUCAACGAAGGACGGCUUCUCAGCCACCUAUCAACCACGAACCUCCUGAAUGGAGUGGAAACCGAAGAAGCAGAAGAGGAGAAAGAACAGCGGGAAGAGAUGGAGAAAGAAGACAACAGAAACGAGGGCCUAGAGGCAAUUGAACUGAACGGAAACAAUGGAACAGCAGGAGAGAUGAAGGAGGGCCUGUUUUUAAAACAUUAAGACUUGAGAAUGAUAGGAAAUUCAGAUUCCCUUGCCUCAGAGGAGGCAGAAGAAGAAAUGGGACCACCUAAUUCUAGAAGAUGAUGUUCUCACUCGCAUGGAUAUUAUUGGACUGAGCUGUACCCUUCCAUAUAAUUUGAGUUUCUCCAACUCCAUUCUGGAGAUUAAUAUAGGGAUUUUACUCACUGUUUUGAGGACACGUGAAAACUAACCAGCUUAAGGAAAUAUAAUGGCAGUGUAGAUGAUCACAUAUCUUGAAGCUCGUUGGUUUUUCUGUUUCUUGCAACGUGCAUCUUUUGCACAUUUUGAAAGGAAGAAAGGAAAUUUGAUGAAACAAAUGUAGCUAUGGGUUUCCCCCCCCCCUUAAUUUAUUGGAAAUGCUAACUGAUGAAUAAAAAGAGGGAAAGGAUAAUGGGGUCAGGAACAGGCCUUGUGUAUUUGGCCAAAUGUCUGUUGUAACUUCUGUGUGAUGGGAUAUAGAUGUGAAUCAUUUAUCUUUGAGGGUUCUGUCUACUGUGAAUUCAGCUAAAAUACGAACGAAUAUCAUUUAGUGCAGGAAAGGAACUCAUUUUCUGAUCUGAAGUAUUAGGGGUUUGGUUUUUGUGAGAGUGAAACAAGGAGUAUUCAUAUAGUAGCUUCAAAUGAAUAAGGAACUCAGUGGCUAACUGGCUUUUGGAUUGUCUAAAGCAGCGGUUCUCAACCUGUGGGUCGGGACCCCAUUUGGGGUCGAACGACCAUUUCACAGGGGUCGCCAAACAAGGCUGUCCGCCAUUUUCCCCCUUUUCUUUGGCCACGCCCCUGGC